AUGAAUAUGGCCGGCAUGAAUCCUGCUGCCAUGGCGCCAGGCGGUCCUGUUGGUGGUGGAAUGAUGAUGAUGAACAAUGGCAGCCCGGCUACACAAGUCAACAUGGGCAGCUCUCCUGAACAAUUGAAGGCUCAAUUAAACACAUACAUCUACGAGUAUUUCCUCAAGCUUGGUCACUAUGAUCUUGCUCGAAGCCUGCUACGUGAGGAAAAAUUCGAACUCCGUACGAAACCGCCGGUCAAGCAAAGCCCCGGGCGACGUAAAGAUGCUGAAGUGAAUGGUGUUGAUGGAGAUGCCAUGGAUACCGAUGUCAAAGACGAUAUUCCUGACGACCUUCCCCGCCCCCAGCAUGUUACCGAUGCCAACACCCCUGGCAUCGGCUUUCUGUUCGAAUGGUUUAGCAUCUUUUCCGACCUUUUCACUGCGCAUCGCUCAACCAAAAUGCAGGGUGGCCAGGGCGGGAAUAUGGGACCAGCUGCUCAAUAUUUGUUUCAACAUCAGAACAUGCAACGCAUGAGGGAGAACCAGCAGAAUCAGAACCUCGCUCGACCUGGCAUGAUGCCCCACAACCGAUUCAACAUGCAGGCUAAUCUGCGUGGCAACGUCGUGAAUGGCAAUAAUAUGGCUAAUAACACCCCUCAGCAAAUUCAGCAGCAAUUCAAACAGGCACAGAUGCUUCAGCAGCAACAACAGCAGCAGCAACAGCAACAGCAGAUGCAGCGUGAACAGGGCGAUGUGGACAUGAAUGGUCGGGCCUCGUCGCCGGCGGAGGGCGAGAAUGGUGGGUCGCCGUCCAAGAGACCCCGACUCGAAGGUCAACAGUUCAACGGUGGCAUGAUGCCUAAUGUGCGGCCAGGAAUGCCCAACGUGGGACCUCAGCCCAUGCUGAUCCAGAACUCUUUCCAACCCAACAUGAACAACCCUCAGUUUCGGCAAAACGGCGGCAUGCCACAGAAGCCCAUGCAGCCCGGAAUGGCUAAUGGUAUGUUGAACAUGGGCAAUUCCGGAUCACCUCUCAUGCAGAACGUGGGCCCUCCGUACGAGAACAAUAUCCAGCUGGAGCUUUACAACCAAAGGAUGGCUACCCAACAGAUGCAAGGUGGUCCAGGUGCAGGCCAAACUGGAAACCAUGCUCUUCAAGAUUAUCAAAUGCAGUUGAUGCUCCUUGAGCAGCAGAACAAAAAGAGAUUGAUGAUGGCGAGACAGGAGCAAGACAAUGCUGUCAACCGAGACGGCGGCCCAGGUGGACCCAUGGUUGGAAUGCAACCCGGCGGCAUGUCACCAUCAGGCAGUCGAACGGGCACUUCGCCCAUCCCAGUUGACGGGAUGAAGCGCACGCCACAACUCGGAGGCAUGCCUAACUCGCCAUCGGCGGGAGACAUGGCAGGAAGAUCGCCUGGCACAAUGAACUUCAUGAACGGCAUACAGAGCACCGACUUCAAUCCCAACAUGUUUAUGAAAGACAAUCAAGGCAUGGUCCCCGGUGCUCCCAAUAUGAGGCCUCCCACGGCUAUGGAAAUGCAGGCAACCAUGGCUCGUCAACAGCAAAAUCGUAUGGGUGGCCAGUUUCAAGGUGGUCAACCAAUGGUGCAGCAACCCUCUCAAGGUGGAGGACCGCAACCGAUGGGCACGCCUGGACAACGGAACGAGAUGCCACCUCCUCAAGCUCCCGCCGGGAACAAUGCUCAACGCAAUCAGCCUGGAUCCCCCCAGAGUGGCAACGCUCCUCCAACCCCGUCCACAACGAACAAACCGAACCCCAAGAAGAAGGCCAAGGAGGAAGGAACAAAGAAACGUCCGGCCAAGAAGGGUUCAACAGCUGCCGCUGCUGCAUCUUCGGAGAAUGAGCCUCCUGCAACACCCACUCCUUCGACCCCUCUCACUCCAGUGCAUCCUCCAGGUUUCAACAAUUCGGCCGGCAAGGCCGGUGGUCCUGGAAUGCCGAAUCCCAGUCAAGCUCCUCCACCAAACGCAGCCAUGCCGCCCAGUCAACCACAGAUGCACCAGCCAGAUCUUUCCCAACAAAAUGCUUUCACCGACUUCAAUGCGGACCAGAAUUUCAACCUGGAUUUCAGCAGUUUAGAGAACAGCGACGUUUUGGAAAACUUCGACUUUGACAGUUUCCUGAACACGUCCAACGAGGACACAUUCAACUUCGACAACGCCAUGAUAGGGGGAGACUUCGGGGUUGACGCAACUAACGAAUAG
Fonsecaea pedrosoi CBS 271.37 is the source of this 2208-nucleotide messenger RNA. RefSeq lists its product as uncharacterized. The record is from RefSeq and is a predicted model, not a curated record. Gene Ontology annotation, molecular function: protein binding. NCBI's taxonomy places the organism in Eukaryota, Fungi, Ascomycota, Eurotiomycetes, Chaetothyriales, Herpotrichiellaceae. The coding region runs from base 1 to 2208 and encodes 735 amino acids. The transcript has 4 exons. Gene Ontology annotation, cellular component: nucleus.